This is a messenger RNA of Saccoglossus kowalevskii, 930 nucleotides long. Its product is annotated as caspase-8-like. NCBI's taxonomy places the organism in Eukaryota, Metazoa, Hemichordata, Enteropneusta, Harrimaniidae. Gene Ontology annotation, molecular function: cysteine-type endopeptidase activity. The record is from RefSeq and is a predicted model, not a curated record. Gene Ontology annotation, biological process: proteolysis.
AUGAUGAAUUCGGACCAAGUUGUGGUGUACGAUUACAAUAAUGCUAAGGGUUCUACCGAAUUAGACAGUGCAGGGAUGGAUCGCACGGUGUUAACGUCUCGUGGAGGUCGAAGUGAUAGUCCACAGUACGCAAUGAAUAGAAGCCUUCGUGGUUUGGCUGUUAUUAUCGCUAAUGUACAUUUCAACAAAGACCCGGAUAAUCCAAGCAGUGUACAGUUAAAGGAUUUACCAAAUGUCAAGUAUGAAGCGGAUCAACUGUAUAGUCUCUUCACAGCACUUGGAUACAUUGUUUGUAUCUACCCGGAUGUGACGUCAGAACAGUUGAUACAAAAGUCAGAAACUUACAGUAGAAAGAAUCACAGUGCAUACGACUCGUUCAUUUGUUGUAUCAUGUCACGUGGUACAGCUGCGCAUGUCUACGGCAGUGAUGGUAUUGCUGUGAGUUUACAAGAAUUCAUCGACAACUUCACUGGUUGCAGAUCACCAACUUUACACAAUAAACCUAAACUGUUUUUCAUAGAGUGCUUUCCCGGACACAAAGUAAGGUCAGAACAUGUGUUGAAUCAUAGAGAAUGGAUACACAUUGCAUUUACUGGCUACUCUCUCAAUUCGAGCUGCGAGGUUAAGUUGUCAAGGCAACUGGAUACGGAUUCUCUGCAGACGGAUGAUCCCGACUUUCUAUUGGCUAACUGCACCUACGCAGGCAAGACUGCCCCUGUCAACGAAUCAACUUACAUGUUGCAUUUAUGUGAUGAUAUUAAACGCAGGUCACGUGAUACGCACGAUGUUUUGAAGAUUAUAAAUGACUUGCACAUGGAGCUUUGUCACUAUGGUGACAGUAGAUCUAAAAUAUGCCUCUCACUCAAAUCUACUUUGAAGAAGUUGUUUGUUCUCAAGAGUUCACCGCAGAGGGCGUGUCACGGCAAAUAA